UAUGAUCGUUAGAUCGCAUUGAAAACGAUCUACGGUUUUAAAAAAAACUCAAACUAAAACGAAAAAGAAAAACUAAAAGUAAAAAGUAACUCUAGCAGGCGAGCCCCGCCAGUCCACUCCCCCUCCUCCUUCCCCCUCCUUUUUGUCCUGUUGUGAGGGAAAACCUUCCCAAACCCACCCAAAAAAUCCUUCUUUUCUCCUUUCUCAACCCUCAUUGUGAGCCCCCAUUUGCAAAAGACCAUUCUUUUGCUUCUUUCCACCUCCCAUAGUGCGUGGUCUUACCAUUUUACCCCAUUUUUGCCACAUGGUGCCCUAAGGUUGUGGACAUGGGUUCAAAUGAUUGUAUAUUAUAGUGAAACCGGUUGUUUGACCACUUCAUUGAGGUGAUUAUAGAAAAUAUAACGGAUAAAUAUAAUUAAUGUAUGAGUAAUUAGAAAAUGACCAAACAUUUGCAUCCUAUUUCCUUUGGUGUCCUCGUAAUCACAUGAGAGACCAUUCACCACUUCACAUCUUAUUUUGAAAGAACAUAGCUUUUAUUGUUCUUCCAACUAAACCCAAAUUGGAACCAAAAUAAAUUAGCCAUCAACACACCUCCCAUCAUUUUAAUCAAUUAGCCACAUGAUCAAAUACCCAACAAAAGAAAGAAAACUAAACAUAGAAAGUGUAGUUAAUGGAAAUCAAUUAAAUAAAAAUCAUAAGCUAAUUCAAACAAAUUCACAAAAAUAUGGACACAAAUUAAACACACUUUCCCCUUUCCCUCCCAUCCCUUUCAAACAAAUUGACAUCGGCGGCUAAAAAAUCCAAAAUCCCUCCAUUAACCAGACAAAAAAAAAUGCUUAAUUUCAGUAGAUGAAGAAGCUACUCGCAUGGCGGCCUAGUGGUUGUCACAAUGGAGGGCUCAUCAUCUCUACUGUCACUAUUACUACCACUACUGCUACUUCUUCCACUCCCCUCAAAUACCCAGUUCCUAGAUCUCCUCCACCCACUCUGCUCCCAAACCGCCGGAACCUACACCGCCGGCAGCACAUUCCGGCGGAAUCUCGACUCCGCCCUCUCCUCAAUCGUCUUCGACACCGAAAUCGACAACGGGUUCUACAAGGUCUCCGCCGGGUUCGGCCCAGAUCGGGUCGAGGCAAUCGGGCUCUGCCUCGGAGACCUCGACCCGCCGAAUUGCCGAUCCUGCAUCAGCCGAUCCGCGAGCAGGAUCGUGCAAUCCUGCCCGAAUCAGAAGGAAGCAAUCUUGUACUACGAUUUCUGUAUGCUGCGCUACUCCAGUCCAUCACUUCGCAGCAACUCCGACCUCACAGAAUCCGCUCCGAUUCCGCCGCCGGCCGGAGCGGGAUUCGCAGGAUCCUCUGUGAACCCGAAAUUGGCGGAUCUUUUGACCCGGAUCCGGAAGGAAGCUGCUGGAGGAGGCUCGCUGAUGAAGUACGCUACUGGAGUUGCCGAGUUGGGAAGGUCCAAAACGGCAUACGGACUCGCUCAGUGUAUACCCGAGUUGUCGGGCCCGGACUGCGAUUCCUGCCUGGACCACCUGACGUGGAUGGCUCCUGGCGCGGGGGAAAUCGGGCGCGUGGCUGUGAGCCUGAGCUGCUGGCUGUGGUACGGGAUGCUCGAGCUCGACGGACCCGAAGGGUCUUGUUCCGAUUCAAAACUCGGUACCGAAAUCGCUAGCUACGGUGACGAACUUGACGGUUUACUAGACUCGUUAGUAGAGAAAGCGUCACAGGCAAAUUUUUUCUCAACGGGAACAUCCCCUGGCGGCAAUGUACACGCGCUCUACCUCUGCCUCGGAGACGUCGUCUCCGGCGAGGAGUGCAAGAGCUGCGUGGCUGAUGCGGCGCACGAUAUGCGAUUAAGGUGUCCUUCAAAUCGAUCUGCUGUCAUCUUGCGGGAGAAGUGCUUGGUGAGAUACUCCGAUCAGCUGUUCUUCGGGGUUUUGGAGAUGGAACCGAGGGUAACUCGAGGUGAUGAUGAAGAGAAUAGUAGCAGCAGUACUACUGCUCCAACCCCGACUACUUCAUCAAGUGGAUCGAACAACAAUAACUGCAAGGCAGUCAUGGCAUUGGUGCAUGAAUUGGCGGGUUAUGUCCCCUACACGGCUAUGAUGUACGGGACAAACUCGUCGCUGACAGAUAACCAGUCAAACUAUGCGAUGGCACAAUGUACGAGGGAUCUCAAUUCCACGUAUUGUGAAGUGUGUUUGAAUCAACUGAUUAUGAUCGCCUCGGGAUGCUGCCUGAAGUACAGCAGCGGGUGGCGGGUUCAGACGCCGAGCUGUAGCUUGUGGUACAAGCAAACUUUGUUCUAUAAUCCUGUGGCGCCUGAUACUGACUAUAGUCGUAGCCAUGAUACUAGUGUUAGUUCCUUGAAGGUGUCGAUGGCUGUCGUAGGAGGAGCCGCAUUUGCUGCUGUUGUCUUAGCCGUGACAUGUUUUCGGUGUUAUGUACGGUUUUCGUGUAAACGAAGACUCACAGGAAUCCUGAACAGGGAAGGAAUCCAAGUAACAGAACAUGAAAGCAACACCACAGAGAUGCAAUUCUACACUCUAGCUGCUGUUCAAGCUGCCACCGAUAACUUCUCCGACGGGAAUAAGCUUGGUGAAGGAGGUUUCGGACCGGUUUACAGGGGGAGGUUGCCGAGUGGAGAAGAAAUCGCGGUUAAGAGACUGUCGAUGACAUCGAAACAAGGGCUAGAAGAGUUCAGGAACGAAGUGAUGGUGAUUCUGAAGCUUCAGCACAAGAACCUUGUCAGGUUGUUGGGUUGCUGUUUGGAGAGAGGGGAGAAGCUGCUGGUCUAUGAGUAUCUUGCCAAUACCAGCCUUGAUGUUUUCCUGUUUGAUGCUAGCAAGUGCAAGGAACUUGACUGGGAGAAGAGAGCAAACAUCAUAACCGGGACCGCCAGGGGACUUCUGUAUCUACACGAAGACUCGAGGCUGAAGAUCGUCCACCGCGAUCUGAAAGCGAGCAAUGUCCUGCUGGAUGAUGAGAUGAACCCCAAGAUCUCGGAUUUCGGAACUGCAAGGAUUUUCGGAGGGGACCAGCACGAGGCCAGCACGGACAGAGUCGUCGGAACAUAUGGAUACAUGGCGCCGGAAUACGCACUGGGAGGAGUGAUUUCGACGAAAUCGGACGUUUACAGCUUCGGAAUCCUGAUGCUGGAAAUCAUAAGCGGCAAAAAGAACAGGGGACCCUUCAAUCAAGAACAAGCCACUAGCCUUCUGUCACUAGCGUGGGAGAAGUGGAGCGAAGGCAGAGGAGACAAGCUGAUAGACCAAACCAUCGUCGACGGCUGCUCCACCAGCGACGCGUUGAGGUGGAUCCAUGUCGGGUUGCUUUGCACCCAAGAUGACCCGGCGGAACGACCCGACGUGUCGAAGGUCGUCCUGAUGCUUGGGAGCACGGCGGUGUACCUACCCCAGCCGCUGAAACCACCGUUCUCUCUCGGGAACUUCUCGUCGGCCGGCGGCGGCGGCGACGACGGUGACGAUGAUCAGUCUUCCUCUUCGAGGGAAGGGACUGUGUAUUCUUCUCCCGUGUCGACGUAUCAAUCUGUAGUUAACUGUAGUCAUUCUGCGUAGAUAAUGUUACAACUAAUUUAUUCUUUUUGUUAUAGUUUAGUAUGUUUCGGUUAGUUCAUAGCUGAUGAUGACUAAUGCACAUUCCUAUGAUGUGGAAUAUGAUACUAAUUUGGUAAUGGUUUUGUUACGGUGAUUUUGCGGUCGGAAGAACGAAGAAAUAUGAUUUAUGGGUGUAGAUUUGAAACCCUAUGUAUGUUCAUACCACAGCUAUUAUAGAACCCCUAAAUUGUAAAUUCCAUUAGAAAAGCGUACGUACAGGGCUCAUAUAUAGCGUCAAAUAUCUACAAAACCCGAUACCACUCUGUUAGCCCGAGCUAAAACUCCAAAUCCUCGUUUCUAUAUAAGUAGAGGUGAUAAAUUGAUUGGAUUCAGCAGCGGUUGGUGUAUUCGUGGAUUUGGAUCAAAUGGAUUGGUGAAUUCAUUGAUUGAUAGAUUGGAUUCAUGAAUCCAAGCGACGUAUAAACAUUGGACCAAUAU
Linum trigynum is the source of this 4057-nucleotide messenger RNA. The record is from the annotation of a GenBank genome assembly. Lineage: Eukaryota; Viridiplantae; Streptophyta; Magnoliopsida; Malpighiales; Linaceae.